This is a messenger RNA of Suillus discolor, 468 nucleotides long. RefSeq lists its product as uncharacterized. The coding region runs from base 1 to 468 and encodes 155 amino acids. The record is from RefSeq and is a predicted model, not a curated record. The transcript is spliced from 4 exons. Lineage: Eukaryota; Fungi; Basidiomycota; Agaricomycetes; Boletales; Suillaceae.
AUGCAGAUAACUGCCCCAGAGCUCUACUGUGUUACCCCCGAUGUUGGAACUCGGAAGGCCAUCUUCUUAAAGGCUAUUUGCUUUCCUAUGAGGGAGGCUAGAUCCCGUACUGCAUACGUCUGCACCAUUAUUCCAAGCAAGGAGUCUACUCGCAAUCCCCGCUUUCCCUCAGUAGAAGCUAUCCUUGGUUCACAGCACCCGAUCUGCUCUUGUUAUGUGCGUGUUAACGUGACGGACCUUCAGCGUGGAGAGACAUUCAUUGUCUUCUUCCAGUUCACAGCAACAUUACCCACCAAUGAUAGCCUCGAAGCCUCAUUUCCCGACCUUGAGUGGAGGGGUGGGAUUCUCGCAAUGAGACUCGCUAUUCAACGUACUGUGAUUGAUUGUUCUCGUGCAAUUACUAGAGGUCGCGAUGAACAUAUUCCAAUGAAAUUCCCGAGUGAAAUUGUCUUCACAGCUACGGCAUAA